Molecule: messenger RNA, 249 nt
Organism: Bipolaris zeicola 26-R-13
Lineage: Eukaryota; Fungi; Ascomycota; Dothideomycetes; Pleosporales; Pleosporaceae
Exons: 4
Coding region: 1-249 (82 amino acids)
Source: RefSeq, a predicted model, not a curated record
AUGCAGCCUACACUCCGCCGGAUGGCCGGCCAUAAUCACGGCAUGAUCCACGCGGAUCCCGCCAUCAUCAAAUGGGCCACCAUGACCACGAACCGCCACAAGUACUUCCGCUGGACACGACGAACAGCCUGGAUUACAUUCGCAUACGUUGCCUUGGUACCGGGUUUGCUGGGUGCUGCGGGAUACUGGGCUGAGGGAAGGUGGGAGAUGCGUGGUAAGCGAAGGGGUGAUACUAUCUCUGAGUUUUAA